AAUGUCCCUUAACUUUGGGUAUUUGUACUGACGGUUAAGAAAGGCUAAUGCUGAGUUGGACUGAGUUUUGCAAACAUCACUCUCUGGAAAAAACUCAAACAGUCAGUUUACACUCAAUGCAAAUAUAAAAUGUAGGUUUAUAUGUUGCUUUAUUUUGGGGAAAUUAUCUUUCUUCUUGAGCAAAAUGAACCAUUACCUGAAUUUAAAAAUGUUGCUAGUAUCAUUAGCUUGUAUAGAUAGCUUGCAGAACAAUAUAUUUUUUAAUUGAAUUAGUUUUCCUUUUGUUGAAGGCAAUCCGACAGGACAAUCUCAGGACAAAGAUUGAGAUGCACCAUUUUACAAAUGGAAAACAAAACAGUACAAGACACAAUGAUAUAUAAGACACUCAUAACAAUACAAAGUACCAGAGACUCAGAGACUAUAUAACAAGGCAGAAAAACACAAAGGGUUACAAACAGAGACCACAACCCAAAUAUACAGGACCAAUGUGUGAGCAGGAAGCAGUGAGACAUUACUGAACACAGUGUUGUACUGUAGAUUUAUUCAAGUACUGUUCUGAAGUACAGUUUUGUUGAAGGUCAACUUGUAGUUGAAUUUAGUAUUUCAAUGUUAUGCUACUUUGUACUUCUACUCCACUACUACUCAGAGGUAAAUGGUGUACUUUUACUCCACUACAUUUAUUUAAUCCCUUUAGUUACUUUACAGAUCUGGAUUAAUGAUGGUAAAUAUAAUCAACCCUUAAAUCAGACUUUAGUUCACCUGGAGUAAAUCCAGCAGCUACCCUGCAGUAUACAAAGCCAUUCAAACUAGCUGCACCUUUACCAGCUCUGAGAACACUUUAAUGAUCAGUAAUUAUAAAACAUAUCAGAGAUAUUAUUCUGAAAUGGACCAAUCAAACAAUGACUACUUUUACUGUCGCUACUUUAAGUACAUUUAGAUGAGAGUACUUUCUACUUUCACUGGAGGAACAUUUUGAAUGCAGGACUUUUACUGUGACAGUCAGAGUAUUCCUACACUCUGGUACUUCUACUUUUACUCAAGUACAAGAUCUGAGUACUUGUACUUUUACUCAAGUACAAGAUCUGAGUACUUCUCCCACCUCUGAACACUGACUAUUAGUUCGCGCGAACUAAGUGUUUCAGGUGAGGGUCCGCUGCUGUUGAUUCCACCUGAGCACAAGACAGUCGGAAACAGAGAGCAGGAGUAGGCGGGGCUUCCGGGCUCCUAUGAGAGUGAUCAGAGAUCAGGGAGAGCAGAGGUCCAUGACUGCAGGUCGAGUCUCAUCUCCCUCAGCUGUUUCCCCCGGGACACCAACUGUUUCAUGGAAACGUAUACCUUCUGAAUAGGGGAAUCAGAUAACUGCUUUUUUAAAAAUCUUUUGCAAAUCUUUUCUGCACUCUUCGUCUCGUCUCGAGACUUCUCGCUUUGUUGUGGAUUUGUUUGGGUCUCUGCAGGGACAUGGGAUGGACUCAGCUGCUCAGGGUGCUGUUGUGUGCGGCGACCUAUCUGCACUGUGCUGCUGCAGGCUGUGAGGGAGACGAGUGCAUCAGAGGCCAGAACCCCCCUUCAUCCUCCUUGUCUUUAUCACCACCUUCAUCUUCUUCUGUGGUGGACAGAUCCCAGCCGCCCUCCCAGGAGUUCCUGGGUCAGUUUACCCAGGUGAGUUCCCCAAACAGCGGGGACCGUAAACACCGCGACGCCAGCGCCAUGCUGCCCUUCAUCGGACUCACAGGAAGCGCUGAGCAGAGCCGCAGCUGCUGUAAAAACGGAGGGACCUGCAUCCUGGGCAGCUUCUGCGCCUGCCCUCCCUUCUUCACCGGGAGGAGCUGCGAGUACGACCAGCGCAUCAGGAGCUGUGGGUCCAUCCCUCACGGAGAGUGGGUUCAGAAGGGCUGCUCGUACUGUCGCUGUGGUUACGGCACUCUGCACUGCUUCCCCCACGUCUUCCACAAAGACUGUGAUGACUCGCAGGAGGUGCAGUGGUAUCGCUCGUCAUCCUGCAGGAGCCUCGGGCCCCUCCUGUCUCUGCUGAUCCCCUCCCUCCUGCUCCUCUCAUGGACUCUUUAAUGGAGGCUGAAUCACUGAGACUGGACUAUGCAAUAUUUCUCCAGCUGCUGCUUCAGAACUAAAUAUCCGUUUACAAACCCAGAGUUUAUAAGCUAAAAAAAUAUUUAUUGUAUUUGUCUAAAUGCUGCUGCAGUGGAGGAGAGGAACAGAGUUGGAAAGCUGGGAAGUUGUUUCUUCAGGAGGGACAUUCUUUGUCGGAGUGAAAAAGAUCUUCUCGAUGGGGGUCAGGAGGACUCACAGGAAACUCCAACACCUCUGAGCAUCUGAGGACUGCAGGUCGAAUGGAACCAACAUGAACAUUUUUCGGUUGCCUCACACAUUCCUAAAACAGUGAAACUGUUGUAUAUGAAGUAAUCCCAAAUGCAGCUGCUCUUGUCGCAAAUGUUUUAACGAGUGUACAUGUUUUUAAAAGGGAUAAAUCUAGUGCAGAUUCAGAUCUUUUCGGAAUGUAAUAAUAAACCCAAUGAUUACAACAGGUUUAGAGUCAGCUAUACAAACAAAUUCAUGGUAUGUCUCUGAACUGAUUUCCACAGUGGAGCAGUGGAGUUUUGUGCCUGAAGAAGUAUGUUUAUAGGAGGCAAGCUGUACAUAAGAUUUUUAUGAAAAGUAUGUUUUUUUUGUAAAUUUAGGACCAUAGUUUUAUGUAUAAAGGCAGUUUGUUUUUUAACUUUGUGUCUUCUGUCUGUGUGCCACACUGUGAGCUGGUGACAACUCUGUUAUUUGCAUAAAACAUGUAGUAAUCUGUUCAUUGCAUGCGUUUUGUGUUGUGAGAAAGACUGUCUGGAAAAUCACAUCAACCUUAUUAAAACAAAUGUGACACUGUAAGUACAAUGUACACUUUUACCUAAACAGUAAUCAUUUUCAAACCUAGUGUCUCUUGAAUGUGUCUCCCUGCUAUCUGCAGUUAUUUCAGGAUGGCCUGUGUCUUAUCUCCGUUUGUUGAUGAGGCUAUUGAUUAUCAGCUGCUCUCUUAUCUCAGACUAACAGUGAGCGGAUCUGCAGUCUGUCAGCCUGACAGCAGUCUGCAGCUAGCAUUAGUCUUACUUUUAAUAACUAAUCACAUCUUUUCUCCCAUAUUUUCAUCCGCUGAUGAAUCUGAGGUGUAAUGUGAUGAUUCAAUGGAAGGAAGAAGGGAAAACAAAGAUCCUCUUCACAAAUUUCUCUUUUUGGUUUUCUCUUGUUUAAAUGAACUCUUGUGAGAAGUUAGGAGGGGAGGGUCUUUUACUGCCACAGCUCGCAUGUAUCUGAGACAUGGCCCAGCCUGGCUCUGGUUUGUAAGUGGUCUAAAGCCAAAUGGUCGACAAUCUCUGCUUUAACCUUGAUCUGUUCUUCAUAUAGAUUUAUAUGUUUUUAAAAAGCUAAACAUUUAUCAAUAAACUACUUAAACACUAUCCGUCAAAAAAAAAUAUUGAAGAAACUACAACAUUUUUCUCUCCACACAUUAUUUUGAAGGCCAUAGAAUGUAACAGGCAUGUGUAUCACAGGUAGACUCAGAAAAAAGUCAGUUUGGGCUAUUGUCUCAAAUCACAGAAAGUCAGCCUUUAUAAGUUUGGUCUAAUUAUUUGUAUUUGUUUUGCUCCUUUUUGUAUUUCACUGCUGCAACGAAAACAUUUCCCAGUUUGGGAUAAAUAAAGUACUGAUUCUUA
This is a messenger RNA of Eleginops maclovinus (Patagonian blennie), 3713 nucleotides long. It is a transcript of the gene tdgf1, whose product is annotated as teratocarcinoma-derived growth factor 1. Lineage: Eukaryota; Metazoa; Chordata; Actinopteri; Perciformes; Eleginopidae. The record is from RefSeq and is a predicted model, not a curated record. Gene Ontology annotation, cellular component: cell surface; extracellular region. Gene Ontology annotation, molecular function: activin receptor binding; nodal binding. The transcript is spliced from 6 exons. Gene Ontology annotation, biological process: heart development; anterior/posterior pattern specification; blood vessel development. The coding region runs from base 1459 to 2067 and encodes 202 amino acids.